Trichomycterus rosablanca is the source of this 3374-nucleotide messenger RNA. RefSeq names its product casein kinase 1, delta a (gene csnk1da). Gene Ontology annotation, biological process: peptidyl-serine phosphorylation; spindle assembly; endocytosis. The record is from RefSeq and is a predicted model, not a curated record. NCBI's taxonomy places the organism in Eukaryota, Metazoa, Chordata, Actinopteri, Siluriformes, Trichomycteridae. The transcript has 10 exons. The coding region runs from base 374 to 1573 and encodes 399 amino acids. Gene Ontology annotation, molecular function: protein serine/threonine kinase activity; ATP binding. Gene Ontology annotation, cellular component: spindle microtubule; nucleus; cytoplasm.
CUGAAAGGGAGAACUAUUUUUAUUGUAUUAAAAAAUCCGUUCGCAUCCUUUGUUAAUUGGAUGAUUUUUCGCACCGGAAUUAGCCGGAUCAUCAAGUCAAGACUUUAACUAGUUAGACAAAGUCGAUAUUGUGUCCGUAUCAUGUCGGGAAUGUUUAAAAACCAAUGGUGAAAAAAACGGGUAAUGAUUGAGGGGGAAUUAGCUUAGCAUAGUCAGCUGAGAGACUGGGUUGAUAGACGGAGAGGUGACGGUUUGUUCAGUCAGAUCCGCUCCGGUUUAUUUCGAUAUUUGAGUCGUCGUUUGAGGUUCUAAGGUUAUAAAAGGUUUUGGAGAGCUAGCCACAUCGCUAGCGGGGUUAUCAGCUGAAUUUAGGAUGGAUUUGAGAGUGGGAAACAGAUACAGACUCGGACGGAAGAUCGGAUCUGGUUCGUUCGGUGAUAUUUACCUCGGCACAGAUAUCUCGGUUGGAGAGGAAGUUGCCAUCAAGCUAGAAUGUGUGAAGACGAAGCAUCCACAGCUCCACAUCGAGAGCAAGAUCUACAAGAUGAUGCAGGGAGGAGUAGGAAUCCCGACGAUCAAGUGGUGCGGAGCUGAGGGAGACUAUAACGUCAUGGUGAUGGAGCUGCUCGGCCCCAGCCUGGAGGAUCUCUUCAACUUCUGCUCCCGAAAAUUCAGCCUCAAGACUGUUCUGCUGCUGGCUGACCAAAUGAUCAGCCGUAUCGAGUACAUCCACUCCAAGAACUUCAUCCACAGAGACGUGAAGCCCGACAACUUCCUCAUGGGUCUGGGCAAGAAGGGCAACCUGGUCUACAUCAUCGACUUCGGCCUGGCAAAGAAGUACAGAGACGCCCGCACACACCAGCACAUUCCCUACCGGGAGAACAAGAACCUGACUGGCACUGCCCGCUACGCCUCCAUCAACACGCAUCUGGGAAUAGAGCAGAGCAGGAGAGACGACCUGGAGUCGCUGGGCUACGUGCUGAUGUACUUCAACCUGGGCUCUCUGCCCUGGCAGGGUCUGAAGGCGGCCACCAAACGGCAGAAGUACGAGCGCAUCAGCGAGAAGAAGAUGUCCACGCCCAUCGAAGUGCUGUGCAAAGGGUAUCCAUCCGAGUUCGCCACGUACCUCAACUUCUGCCGGUCGUUACGCUUCGACGAUAAGCCGGACUACUCGUACCUGCGGCAGCUCUUCAGGAACCUCUUUCACAGGCAGGGCUUCUCCUACGACUACGUCUUCGACUGGAACAUGCUCAAGUUUGGUGCGAACAGAGCGGCGGAGGACGCCGAGAGGGAGAGGAGGGAUCGGGAGGAGCGCCUGAGACACGGCAGGAAUCCGGUUGCCAGGGGAAUACCCUCGGCCUCCAGCAGACCCAGAGGAACGCAGGACGUGGCGCCGCCCGCUCCCCUCACCCCCACCUCACACACAGGAAUGGAGCGUGAACGGAAGGUCAGUAUGAGGUUACAUCGCGGAGCUCCGGUGAACAUCUCCUCGUCCGACCUGACCGGUCGUCAGGACACCUCACGGAUGUCCACGUCACAGAAUAGCGUUCCCUUCGAUCUCCACGGCAAGUAGAGCGGCGGAGGUGGCGGCGGGCUCUGUCCCGCGUCACCCCGAGCGGCCUGCAGUCUGCUGUUCCUCGAUGAGUGUCUGCACUUCCACUGUCACACCUACAUCAGUCACCCUGAGCUCAACACACACGCAGACUGUUUCACUCACUCACACACACACACACUCACGUUCAUCAUCUCACCCAGCCACUGCACCCUGUCCCGAGCGUCCGGCGUGCUCCUCCCCCCUGACCUACAGACCUCCGCCCAUGUGAGCCGGUGGGUGGAGCAGCGACGGCGCCGCUUACCUGAGCGUGCGCUGGGCAUCAUCGUCAUCAGCGGUGCGGCUCAGACCGGCGCUCACCUGUCGCACCAAACAAACAAACGAACACCCGGAAGCUCGGCUCGUUCUCGGGCGGAGCCGCGCCGAUACAAGCCAUCAGGGUUCGGUUCCUUCUAAUCCUGUUUUUUAUUAUCAGAACUUUAAUUCACCUCCUGAGUUUGUGUUCGUCAUCGUUAGAGCUCGAGUGUGGAGAGCCGACAGUACAGCCUUGUUUUUGUGUUUGGGGGGGUGGAUGGGAUGUUUCCUUAUAUUUUCUUUAGUGUCUAAUAACUGAAUGAGAUUAUUUUACAUUUAAUCUUCAAAUCUGUGUUUGAGAGUUCCAGAAAUUCUUGAUUUUUUUUGUUGUAUUUUUUUUAAAAUUCUAAUCAUAAGUUAGCUGAGAUUAAAUCCAACAUUAGAAGACGCGUUUCUUUAUCAGACGUGACGCGCGAGGUCGGUAUCAGACGCGUUUUUGUGGUAGAUUGUGGAUUCUCAGACCCCACCAGCAGCUGCAGGAUUUCUACACGAUUUCUUUAUUUCUCCUCCUGAACGUUUCGUCACGUUUCUAACCCAGUUAGAGGAACGGAGACCUGAAAUGGUUCACGUCUGAUCUGUACUGGGAGUUUCUUUUCCUUCGUUUGUUAGACAGGGGUGCAGACGGGGGCGCCUCUCGCGUCUCUCGGAUUCUUUUCGUGUGCCUUUUUUGGUGGCGCCGUGGUCACGUUUCUGUGCAUUCCCUAAAGCUGUGAGGUGUACACGCCGGCGUUCAGGUGGGGCGUGGGAGCUUUCGGGGGGGGGUUUUGUUUGGAAAGGGCGGGUGGAUGGUGUGGGGUUGAUGUGUGUCUCUCUAGAAUGUCUAUCGGAGCAGAAUUGGGGCGUCGGAUGAUCUCGUGAUGUCUCGCUGCUUUUUAACUCCUGGUUCUGUUUUUUUUAUCGUUUUAUUUACUAAGUGUCGCCCUUCUGAAUUUUGGCUCCCCGGUGAUGCGGCGCUCGGAGCGGAGGUGUAGGGCCCUCCGGGUGUGUUUGUCCCUUUGUAGUCGGGUGUGUAGGGGGGGUUUGUGUGUAGUUUAGGAGGGGGAUAGUUCUGAGUCUUUCAUUCUGUCGUGUAUAUAGUGUGUAGUUGAUGCCGAGGUACAUUUUUUUCCCCGUGUGUGUGUGAGCGCGAGUGUGUGGUUACCGUGUGAGGAAGGUAGUGUUUAGAGGGACGUCAGGGACUCCGUUCUAGAUCAUUAAAAUGUAUUAUUUUUAUUUCAGGUUUUUUUUCCUCUCUGUUCACUGAACUGUAAAUCUGAAGCGGCUCUCGUAGCUACAGAGUCACUUUACCGUGGUGCCGCUUUUCUCCUGGCCGCUCCGCGAUCGUCCACUCAUCACACUGUGCCGUAUCAGAUGGAAUGAUGAUCCUUCCUGCUCGGGAAGCUUUUAUUAUUAUUUUUCUUCUCCUCAUUUGUAUUGCCACUGUAUUUGUGUAUUUUAAACUGUGUAAAUAAAUUAAUAAGUACUUGUA